This is a messenger RNA of Brassica oleracea var. oleracea, 1230 nucleotides long. RefSeq names its product putative F-box protein At3g23420. Bases 16 to 1230 code for a protein of 404 amino acids. Gene Ontology annotation, molecular function: protein binding. The record is from RefSeq and is a predicted model, not a curated record. The transcript has a single exon. Lineage: Eukaryota; Viridiplantae; Streptophyta; Magnoliopsida; Brassicales; Brassicaceae.
GGUUAAAUAGAUUUUAUGAAGAAGGGGAAGAAGAUGUCGGAUCUUCCAAGGGAUAUCGAGGAAGAGGUGCUGUGUCGAGUUCCGUUGACAUCUCUGGGACUUGUCCGAUCUACUUGCAAAAGGUGGAACAUGUUGUCCAGAUGCGAUCACUUAUUUGCGAACAAGCACCUUGCUCAUCUAGCAGCAGAAGCAGCAAAGAAGAAGGACCACCCUCUUGUGGUUACGAUGAUGAAUUAUAGGGUUGAGUUGAUGAGAUUGGAUCUUUCCAACGAAGACAAAGUUGUUGUUGUAAAUCCUGAAGCUAAACUUGCUGGCCUAGAUCAAAUCGAUGUGCGUGAAAUCUUUCAUUGCGACGGUUUAUUGUUAUGCAUUCCCAAAGAAGACCACUAUAGGCUAUUGGUUUGGAAUCCCUAUUGGGGGCGGGGGCAACCCAGGUGGAUCGAGCACACACAUAAUCACGACUUAGUGGACACGCAUCUCUUUGGUCGUUUGGACAGGUAUUCGUAUGGUCUCGGAUACAACAAUAGUUCCCAGUACAAAAUCCUGAGAUUUAUUGAUUAUCCCCCAAAUUUCGUUGAGUUCAAAAUCUACGACUUCAACUCUGAUUCAUGGAGGAUUCUUGAUCUCCCUCCUCGUCCAGACAACUGGAAUAUAAAACUUGAUGAACGCGGGCUAUCUUUGAAUGGCAAUACCUACUGGUUUGCAUCAGAAGCUUUGAAUUUUGAUGCCAUUUGUUUCUUAGUCUGUUUUGAUUUCACAACAGAGACAUUCUCCCCGCCUUUGCCUCUCCCCUUUGAGGCUUUCCCUGACGAUACUUUGAUUCUAUCAUCAUCAUCAUCAUCAUCAUCAUCUAGUGUUGGAGGAGAAUAUCCUCCUCAGCUUGUGGUUUUAUUCCAGUCUAUGGAUACAUUGGAGAUGGAGAUCUGGAUUUCCAAUACGACCGAGAAGCCCAACGCAGCCCUGUCCUGGAACAGCAAGGUUUUCUUAUCGGCCAAUAUCAAACAACUCAUUCACCCCCAUUAUAAUUUUCUUCGGAAAUCUGCGUGUUUCUUCAUUGACCAGGAGAAGAAAGUGGCGGUGGUUUUUGAUAAAAACGCCCGUAUGGGUGCCGCCACUCGUGAUAUGGCUUACAUCUUUGUUGGAGGAGGAGUGGAUGAUGAGAAGAAAGCAAGAAGCGUGUUUACCAGAGCUCCCAGACUUUCAAUUGUCAUUGAGACCGGAAGAGUUUGA